Sporothrix schenckii 1099-18 is the source of this 1836-nucleotide messenger RNA. RefSeq lists its product as uncharacterized. Gene Ontology annotation, cellular component: mitochondrial crista junction; MICOS complex. The record is from RefSeq and is a predicted model, not a curated record. The transcript is spliced from 5 exons. Lineage: Eukaryota; Fungi; Ascomycota; Sordariomycetes; Ophiostomatales; Ophiostomataceae. Gene Ontology annotation, molecular function: 4 iron, 4 sulfur cluster binding; quinone binding; NADH dehydrogenase (ubiquinone) activity. The coding region runs from base 1 to 1836 and encodes 611 amino acids. Gene Ontology annotation, biological process: aerobic respiration; mitochondrial respiratory chain complex I assembly; cristae formation.
AUGGGCUUCACCACAGGAUUUACCGGCGGCGUAACGCUCACGCUCUCGGUGGCCUAUCUCACGGUCCUCGCGCACCAGCGCAACCGCCAGCGGCAGUGCGAUGUCCUGCGCGCCAACACGACCGUCCUGCGCGCGCUCGCGCUCGCCGACCCCAUUACGGCCGCGCGCCUCGCCACGCCCCAUGCCGCCGAGACGCCGGCCGACCUCUCGGCGGCGGCCGCCGCACAAGAAUUCUACUACCCGUCCAAGGCGGACACGCCGCGGCAGCCACGAUCGUCGUUUGUUGAGGAGCUGAAGACGCGGUGGAACGCGGAGGUUGAAGGCGCCGUGCGCAAGGUGCAAACGACCGACUGGGUGGAGGUGCGCGAGAACGCCGAGGGCCGGCUGGGCCAGAUCUGGCGGCAGACGUUUGGCGGCGAGGAGGCCGCCGCCACGGCCGCCGCCGCGACAGCCGCGGUCAAGGAACGUGCGGUGGCCGUCACAGAAAGCGUCAAGGCCGAGGCCAAGGACAUCCAGGCCACGGCCAUUGCGCAGGCCAACGAGGCGGCCGCGGUGGCCAAGAAGGCGGCCAGCCGCGCGGUCGACAAGGGCCGCGAAGUACUGGCCGCCGAGACGAGCAAGGCCCAGACGGCCGCGGCCCAGGCUGCGGGCCAGCUGUCGGAGGUGGAACUGGCGCUGCAGCAGCGCUACACCGGCGCGGCGGAGGAUGUGCGGAUGAAGAAAAGCUCCCCCUCGAGACCGCCCGAUUCGCGACGCACGACCACGCACGACAGCGACAGCGACUCUACCGACUGUGGUCAAUUGAUUGAUUGCGACGACAACUGGCCCAAACCGGACAAGAGACCACCGAAAAGAGAACAGCAUCCGCCUCGUGUUGUCACCACUCUUGGGGCGUUUCGUCACACAACGUUCAUCGCCCCCGCUCUCCGACUUGUUGGCCCUCACCCGCCAACGACGCGCAUCUUCCCCCCCUCUCCUCUCCACCGUCACAUCCACAGCCAUGUCUGCCUCGCUGCGGACAAGGGCCACAGCAGUGCUGCGAGGUCAGUCUUGUCCCACAUCGCCGCCCCUCGACGAUGCCCUGUUUCCAUUGACCCGCGCUGGCCGAGCAUAUCGAUAGUGGACAUCUACGUCCAUCGUUCCAAGCCAAUGCCCUUUGCCUCUAGCACGACCGCCCUGGUCCCUUUCCGCGCCGCCCCGGCCGCCACCUCCUUCCACACGACCUUCCCUUCCACCGCGCCGCUCUCGUCGUCCGCGCGCCAGAACAACGCUGCCGCCGUUGAGCAGCACCACUCACACGGUGCCACCGGCCUGGCGCGCCGUGAACGGAAAGAGGUGCCGCUGCCCAGCCAGGAAGGCACAAAGGGCCUCGUCCAAUACGCACUAACCACCCUCGACAUCAUUGCCAACUGGGGCCGCCAGUCGUCCUUCUGGCCCAUGACCUUUGGUCUCGCCUGCUGCGCCGUCGAGAUGAUGCACCUGUCCACCCCGCGCUACGACCAGGACCGCUACGGCAUCAUUUUUCGUGCCUCGCCGCGCCAGUCCGACGUCAUGAUCGUCGCCGGCACCCUCACCAACAAAAUGGCCCCCGCCCUGCGCCAGGUCUACGACCAGAUGCCCGAGCCCCGCUGGGUCAUCAGCAUGGGCUCCUGCGCCAACGGCGGCGGCUACUACCACUACAGCUACUCUGUCGUCCGCGGCUGCGACCGCAUCGUCCCCGUCGACGUCUACGUCCCCGGCUGCCCGCCCACCAGCGAGGCGCUCAUGUACGGCGUCUUCCAGCUGAUGCGCAAGCAGCGGAACACGAAGAUUACCCGCAUGUGGUACCGGAAGUAG